Arachis stenosperma is the source of this 2549-nucleotide messenger RNA. Its product is annotated as protein ENHANCED DISEASE RESISTANCE 2-like. The transcript is spliced from 20 exons. The record is from RefSeq and is a predicted model, not a curated record. Gene Ontology annotation, molecular function: lipid binding. The coding region runs from base 163 to 2397 and encodes 744 amino acids. NCBI's taxonomy places the organism in Eukaryota, Viridiplantae, Streptophyta, Magnoliopsida, Fabales, Fabaceae.
CAUGCAUUGUUCUCUUCUGCGAUUCCAAUGUACCUUCAAACGUUAGUAGUUACAUAAAUCCCUCCACCUUCAACACAAAACAUAACCACCUACGAAAUUUUAAGGUGGUGGUUGGUGUUGGUGCAAUUGUUUUCUCUUCUUGAACUCAAGGUGUUCGACAAAAUGGGUAGCAGAGAAACUGCAACUGCAAGUGUUGGUGAUGGUGGAACAAAACCAAUGAUAAUGGAAGGGUGGUUAUACCUCAUACAAUCCAACCGUUUGGGGCUUCAGUUCUCGAGAAAGCGCUACUUCGUGCUAAAGGGUCACCAUCUUCGAAGUUACAAGUACCCUCCUUCACUUUCUCGCAACAACAACAACCACCACCACUUUCUUCCUCUCAGAAGUGCUGUUCUUGACUCCACCAUUCGGGUCCUUGAUAAUGGCAGAGAAACCAUUAACAGAAAAGUGUUUUUCAUGUUCACCCUUUACAGCACUUCCAAUCACAGCAAUCAACUAAAGUUAGGAGCAAGCUGUCCUGAAGAAGCAGCAAGGUGGAUUCACUCCAUUCAAGAAUCUUCUUUGAAGGGUGCUCCUCGUACACGAGAUAAUGUUGUAGCUAGUUCUAAGAGAAGAUGGCACUCAUUUAGAUUAUGUGGGUUGUCCAAUACGACUCACUCUGGCUCUGUAGAUUGGACCAUUGGUUCAUCUGAUGUCGUUGCUCCUUCAUCUUGGAUAAUCUUUGGUUGCCAAAAUGGAUUGCGACUAUUCAAGGAAGCAAAAGAAAGGGAUUCACGUGGGAAGAAGUGGGAUGAUCACCCUGCAAUCAUGGCUGUUGGUGUGGUUGAUGGAAGUUCCGAAGCCAUUUUCCAGACUCUUAUGUCACUUGGUCCUUCAAGAUCAGCAUGGGAUUUCUGUUUCUACAAAGGCAGUGUGGUUGAGCACAUAGAUGGUCACACUGACAUCAUUCACAAAGAGCUGUAUAGGGAUUGGUUGCCUUGGGGAUCAAAACCAAGAGAUUUCUUGUUGCAGCGUUAUUGGAGGAGAGAAGAUGAUGGAACCUAUGUUAUUCUUUACCAUUCUGUGUAUCACAAGAAGUGUCGGCCACAGAAAGGCUGUGUACGUGCAUGGCUUAAAAGUGGAGGUUAUGUUAUAUCACCAGUGAGCAAUGGAAAACAAUCAGUCGUAAAACAUAUGCUUGCCAUUGAUUGGAAGUUCUGGAAAUCCUAUCUUAAGCCUUCAUCAACACAUUCCAUGACCAUUCGUAUGCUUGAGAGAGUUGCUGCAUUGCGGGAGUUAUUUAAAGCUAGACGUGGGAAUUGUCGUUCAUCUGAUAGUUCAUCUGGAGAGUUGACAAGAAGCAUCGGGCUUAGUUUGAAGGAAGGAGAUGUCAACUCUGAUAGCCAAAGGCAGGCAGUAGAUGAGAAUGCCCAACAUAUCUCAGAUGGAGUAGUAGAUCAAACACAAUCAGAGCAUGCAACCCUUGUUAGCCUAAAUGAUGCUGAUGAUGAGUUUUUUGAUGUUCCAGAACCAUCAGACAGUGACGAGUCGGAAAAUGGAUGGAUGCCUGAUUGUAGUCACAAGAAGUCUCCGGACUUCCGUCAACCUAAGUUGUCAACAGCUGCUAAUUUUGUGAAAAAAUUGCAUGAUCUUGCAGUUCAGAAGAAGGGUUAUGUGGACUUACACGAAAUGGUCAGAGAAGAAAGUACCUUAUGCGCCUAUGGAUCAACUCUUCCAAAAGAUUCCUCUUGUACAUUACCUUGCAGCUGGGCAGAAGCAGAUCCUUCCACUUUCCUGAUUCGUGGGGCAAAUUACCUCGAAGACCGCCAGAAGGUUAAGGCAAAGGGAACCUUGAUGCAAAUGGUUGCUGCAGACUGGCUGAGAUCUGAUAAAAGAGAAGAUGAUCUUGGUGGCCGACCAGAGAGCAUUGUGCAGAAAUAUGCAGCAAAGGGUGGGCCUGAGUUCUUCUUCAUUGUAAACAUUCAGGUUCCAGGUGCAACUACAUAUAACCUGGCAUUAUAUUACAUGAUGACUACACCUGUUGAAGAUACCCCUUUGCUUGAGAGUUUUAUCAAGGGUGAUGAUACCUACCGAAAUUCAAGAUUUAAACUCAUACCAUACAUAUCCAAGGGUUCAUGGAUAGUAAAACAAAGUGUGGGAAAGAAGGCAUGCUUAAUUGGUCAAGCAUUGGAAAUUAACUAUUUCCAAGGGAAGAACUAUUUGGAGCUUGGGGUUGAUAUUGGAUCAUCAACUGUUGCAAGAGGUGUUGUAAGUCUUGUCCUUGGAUACCUCAAUCAUCUAGUUAUUGAAAUGGCCUUUCUAAUACAGGGGAAUACGCCGGAAGAGCUUCCGGAGUUCCUUUUAGGGACAUGUCGCCUUAACCAUCUAGAUGCUUCCAAAUCAGUUUCUUUGAAGCCUUGAUUCUCAAUGAGAUAUUUAAGUACCUUUGGUCUUAUGAAGGAGGUUGCCAUGUUGUAUAUAAAUUGAAACAAGGAGAGUUCUUUGGUGGCUCCAAUUCCUUUAAUUGAAUUCCAAAAGCCAUCAUUUUAUUCAAUCAAAGCAGUUUGUGAUGA